CGACCUGGGCGGGGCGUCCCGGAGGCUCUAUGCAAAUCAGCCCAGCGGACCCCGUCCAGCGCCCGGGCUCCGGAAGCAGCGCUCCCCUCCCACUCCCCGCGCUUCCGGCCGGGCCCGCGCCCCCCAGACGCCGAGAGCCUGCAGCCCCGGCCCGGCGGCGAUGGCGCGGCGCCUGCGUGUGCUGGUGGACAUGGACGGCGUCCUGGCCGACUUCGAGGCCGGCCUUCUGCGGGGCUUCCGCCGCCGCUUCCCUGAGGAGCCGCACGUGCCGCUGGAGCAGCGCCGCGGCUUCCUGGCCCGCGAGCAGUACCGCGCCCUGCGGCCCGACCUGGCGGAUAAAGUGGCCAGUGUGUACGAAGCCCCGGGCUUUUUCCUGGACCUGGAGCCCAUCCCGGGGGCCUUGGACGCUGUGCGGGAGAUGAACGACCUACCGGACACGGAGGUCUUCAUCUGCACCAGCCCCCUGCUGAAGUACGACCACUGUGUGGGUGAGAAGUACCGCUGGGUGGAGCAGCACCUGGGGCCCCAGUUCGUAGAACGAAUUAUCCUGACAAGGGACAAGACGGUGGUCCUGGGGGACCUGCUCAUUGAUGACAAGGACACAAUUCGAGGCGACGAGGAGACCCCGCGCUGGGAGCACAUCUUGUUCACCUGCUGUCACAAUCGGCACCUGGUCCUGCCCCCGACAAAGAGACGGUUGCUCUCCUGGAGUGACAACUGGAGGGAGAUCUUAGACAGCAAGCGAGGAGCCGCGCAGCGGGAAUGAGCGGGGAUGCCGCGGGCAGCAGCUGGCGCUGAAGGGCGGGCAGGGGCCACCACAGAGCCGAGUCAGGGCGGCAUCGUGCUGGUGCCUCUGGCCCUGUGGAGUGGAGCAGGCAGAUACCGUUAAGCGCUGUGCUGCCAGGCCCCAGGCCCAGCCACCCGGUACCUUCCGAGAGGCUGCCGCUGACCCCUGGCUUGCGUGGAAAUAGUGGGAAAACCAGUUGGAACUCUUUAAUAAAAGAUCUUGGUUUUCUGGUG
Messenger RNA from Macaca mulatta (Rhesus monkey), 1020 nucleotides. RefSeq names its product 5', 3'-nucleotidase, cytosolic (gene NT5C). Gene Ontology annotation, cellular component: mitochondrion. Gene Ontology annotation, biological process: pyrimidine deoxyribonucleotide catabolic process. Gene Ontology annotation, molecular function: 5'-nucleotidase activity. NCBI's taxonomy places the organism in Eukaryota, Metazoa, Chordata, Mammalia, Primates, Cercopithecidae. The record is from RefSeq and is a predicted model, not a curated record.